UGUGCCAAUUUGAUAACAAUCAUGAAGGUGAUUACCAUCCGUUGGAAGACUUGCUUGCCAGGUCUUAUAGCUAUUACUUAUAUAUUAAGUGCCCUGCUGUUUUUUGGAAUGGAUAUAAACCAUAUUGAGCCCCUGGAACCCAAAAAAGUAAAAAAUCAGACUAAGAUAUUCAGAAAGAUUGUAAAAACCGACCAUAGACCUCAUGGAAGAAACCGGGAGAGUGUUUUAAGCAGUCCAGAGGUGAAGCCCCGAUAUCGCUUUAGCGGCGGUAGGACUGGAGUUAAGUUCGUUAUUGGAGUGCCCACUGUACUGCGACCCAAGACAAACUAUGUGCUCCAAACCGUGAAGUUCUUAAUCCGUCGGAUGACUCCGGAGCAGCGCGACAAUACCCUAAUUGUGAUUUAUGUGGGUGAAACCAAGCUUCAGUUUGCCAAGUUCAUAGUAAAGGAAUUGAGCGCGAAUCAUUCGAUGCAUAUGCGAUCGGGUCUCAUCGAUGUGAUUGCUCCACCAUUGAAUUACUAUCCAAACUUCUCGAGACUGCACAUCACUCUACACGACGAUCCGCAGAGGGUUCAGUGGAGGACCAAACAGAACUUGGACUACAUAUACCUGAUGUCCUAUGCCAGAACUAGGGGUUCUUAUUAUUUGCAGUUGGAGGACGAUGUGUUGUCGAACGAGGGAUUUAUGGAUUACAUACAGAAGUUUGCCCUGUUGCAUGGGCACUUUCGGUUUGCCCACCAGCCCGAUUGGAUUGUGAUGAGCUUCAGUGACCUGGGUUUCAUAGGGAAGCUCUUUCCCACCGCCGUUCUGAGUUCCUUUGUGACCUACCUGCAGCUGUUCUACAAUGACCAACCCAUUGACUGGCUUCUCCAGAGUUUUGUGACCCUGCAGAGCUGCCGCUGGGAUAGUAUUUCCAAUCAGGAUUGCCAGAGGGACUUUGAAUCCAGAUUACUUCGUGCCGCCCAAUCUCAGUUCCAGCAUAUGGGCGCCUUGUCCUCGCUGGCGGAAAAGAAACAGCACCGAAAGGAUGGUUUAUUCAACCAGAAUCUUGGCAGGCAGCGCAUGCAACAUCUGCGCCAACCCCUUAAUCUGAUCGCAUCCCACCGGAACUCGCUCAUAAAACAGAAUCCCAACCUGCAAACGGGAGAAACUUUUAUUUGGAUCUAUAUGCCACAGAUGCCCAAGAUGAUGAGGUAUCUGAUAAAGAAUCAGUACAAGAAGACACAGAUCCGCAUUCGUAAUUCCAAGGAAACGGAAAUAAAUCUGGCCGAGUUCAAUGUAGAAUUGGUGAAGGGGUCGCCCAAAUUGGUGAUGAACAGCUCAUCCACCGAACAAUGUGGUUUCGUUAUGAGCCAUACUGUCCAACAGGUUGAUGAAAAAGAUGAGAAUGGCGAAAAAAUGCCUUUUAACUACAUGUAUUACUACAUAAGGGAAGGACCCGAGGGCCUCACCUGGUUUCGAAGAUUUCUUUGGACCUCCAACGGAUCUUGUGGCCAAAGAUUGGGAAAGCUGAUCAUGGUUUUAGCAAUCUUAAUUUUUUACGUCGGGAAUGAUGAGGAAAAUAAUUUUUUGUAAAAUUUAUAAGCCACAUAC
This is a messenger RNA of Drosophila suzukii, 1593 nucleotides long. RefSeq names its product alpha-1,3-mannosyl-glycoprotein 4-beta-N-acetylglucosaminyltransferase b (gene Mgat4b). Gene Ontology annotation, molecular function: acetylglucosaminyltransferase activity. Gene Ontology annotation, biological process: protein N-linked glycosylation. The record is from RefSeq and is a predicted model, not a curated record. NCBI's taxonomy places the organism in Eukaryota, Metazoa, Arthropoda, Insecta, Diptera, Drosophilidae.